Messenger RNA from Geodia barretti, 235 nucleotides. The record is from the annotation of a GenBank genome assembly. Lineage: Eukaryota; Metazoa; Porifera; Demospongiae; Tetractinellida; Geodiidae.
GCUGGAAGAAGAGGUGAUUCUCUGCAAGGGAAAUUCACCAGUUCGUAUCCAUCUCCUUCCCCAGCUGCCUCAUUGGUAGAGGUUGUAAAACGGACCCCUCCCCUCUCCCUCACCUUCCCAUAUGCCUCAUUGGUUGAGGUUGGGAUGCUGUUGACUGCAAUUCCUCCUUUCCCCCUCACCUCCCCAUAGGCCUCAUUGGUUGAAGUGUGGAUGCUUGUGCCUCGAUCUUUACUAC